This is a messenger RNA of Medicago truncatula (barrel medic), 2204 nucleotides long. RefSeq lists its product as uncharacterized. Gene Ontology annotation, molecular function: transmembrane transporter activity. Gene Ontology annotation, cellular component: membrane. NCBI's taxonomy places the organism in Eukaryota, Viridiplantae, Streptophyta, Magnoliopsida, Fabales, Fabaceae. Gene Ontology annotation, biological process: transmembrane transport. The transcript is spliced from 4 exons. Bases 145 to 1632 code for a protein of 495 amino acids. The record is from RefSeq and is a predicted model, not a curated record.
AUAUUGUACAAAAGAGUUACUAUAUUUGUUGUUUUUAGUCUAUUGCGUCAGAUCCACCAAGAACGCUGGUUUUGUGGCGUUUGUGUUGGUUAUUUUCUUCUUUCUUUGGAUUUUGGAUUUUGGAUUCUCAUAUCAUAUCAUAUCAUGGGACUCAUUCGAACACAUAACAAACAUACCACAACUUCUGUACUUCAAUCCAAAUCAUCAUUUUCCACUCCUCAAACCAUGAAAACAACAAUACAGAUUUAUGGCGUGUCUCUUUCUCUCAUUCUUAUCAACCUAGCUGCUAUAAUGGAGCGUGCCGAUGAAAAUCUUCUUCCAGCAGUCUACAAAGAAGUUAGUGAAGCAUUCCAUGCAGGCCCGUCUGAUUUAGGUUACCUCACAUUCAUAAGGAACUUUGUUCAAGGACUAUCAUCACCGCUAGCUGGUAUACUUGUAAUUAACUAUGAUAGACCAACAAUACUUGCUAUGGGAACAUUCUGUUGGGCGUUAUCUACAGCUGCUGUUAGCGCUUGCCACGAUUUUAAGCAGGUUGCAUUUUGGAGAGCUAUAAAUGGAUUUGGUUUGGCAAUUGUGAUUCCAGCAUUGCAAUCAUUCAUUGCUGAUAGUUAUAGGGAAGGAGUUAGAGGAGUUGGAUUUGGAGUAGUAAGUUUUAUUGGUACUGUAGGAGGAAUUGGAGGUGGUGUUAUGGCUACUGUCAUGGCUGGUCAGAAGUUUUGGGGAAUAGAUGGAUGGAGAUGUGCCUUUGUUUUGAUGGCAAGUUUGAGUGCAUUUAUUGGAAUCCUUGUUUUACUAUACGUGGAUGAUCCAAGAAAAAGAUUUUCUCCCAUUCAAGAUGCUAGUGAGAGUUCCGAAAGGGAUGAUUCUAUCUAUAAUGGCAAUGCUAGUGUGACAUCAACUUGGAGGUACUCUUGGGCAGCCACUAAAUCUGUCAUCAAAGUUCAAACAUUCCAAGUAAUUGUCUUACAGGGCAUUAUUGGGUCACUACCAUGGACUGCCAUGGUCUUCUUCACAAUGUGGUUCGAACUAAUUGGUUUUGAUAAUAAUACUUCUGCAACCCUCCUAAGUCUUUUUGCUAUUGGAUGUGCUAUGGGAUCCUUGAUAGGAGGGUCAAUCGCUGAUCAACUGACACAAAUCUAUCCAUAUUCAGGUCGUAUCAUGUGCGCGCAAUUCAGCGCCUUUAUGGGCAUUCCAUUCUCAUGGUUUCUUCUUAGAGUGAUACCUCAGUCAGUAACUAGUUUUCUUACCUUUUCGAUCACACUCUUUUUUAUGGGACUAACUAUAAGCUGGAAUGGUACGGCUGCAAAUGCACCGAUGUUUUCUGAGGUAGUCCCAGUCAAACACAGGACAAUGAUUUAUGCAUUUGAUAGAGCUUUUGAAGGCUCAUUCUCUUCUGUUGCAGCUCCUUUGGUUGGCAUUCUUGCAGAGAAAAUGUUUGGCUACAAUUCUAAAUCUGUUGAUCCUAUCAAAGGAUCUUCAGCUGAGGCUCUUGCCUUGUCAAAGGGACUUCUUUCAAUGAUGGCAAUUCCAUUUGGAUUGUGUUGCUUGUGUUACACGCCAUUGUAUUAUAUAUUUAAGAAGGACCGCGAAAAUGCUAGAAUGCAAGCCCUGAAAGAAGAGGAGAUGAUGUGAGACAGUAACUAAGAACGGUAGUUUGCGUGAAUGGAGCCCAUCAUGAGGUGAGGCUGAUAAAUGAACUCGUUCUGAACAAUUGCUUAUACUUGAGAUGGCAAAUGUAGCCAAACGGAUCGGACAUAUUAAGUACCAAACAUUUCAAAAGGGAAAAUUACACAACCUCUCCUAAGGUCUAUUUAAACAUCAUAAAUACCUCUACUUUUUAGAUUGACAUUGACCUCCCUUAUUUUUUCAAUUAAGCGAUGCGCUUUUCCUUGUACCUUUAACAAUGUUAAUCUUCUGCUAAAAGAACAAGAAAAUGCUCACAAGUCCCAUAUACUUUGACGUUAUUGCUCAGCUGAAUGAUUUUAGAGCAUUAGCUGCUUUGGGCACCCAAAAUUGAUUUGAUGGAUGUUACGUUUUAUUUGGUUUUUUCAUAUUUGGUUUUUUUUUUUUUGGGAGGGGAGAACUCACCUUGUAUAUAACUCACAGGUGGUUUUUUUGAUGAAGAUUAGUCACUACUAAACAAAUGUAGAAAUUUUGUACCAAUAACAUGGUAAGUAAAAAAAAGAUAUUGGUGUUUUGUGAUC